AAGUGAAACGUUCCCCUUCUACAGUUUGACACAAUCUUCAUGGAUUUAUCUCGUUUGGAUGUCCAGCCAAGUAACAGCGGCCGAGUGUGAACUGCACAGGGUUCCUUUGUACACACAGGCAUCCGCAUCACGCCAUGUCCCCAUCAGUUCCCCUACAGGAGAUGAUCCGGGCCAUCCGGUCAGCCCGGACCCAGUGUGAGGAGCGCGGUGUCAUCCAGAGGGAGUGUGCUGCCAUCCGGGCUCAGUUCAGGCAAAGCGACAAUGGGGGACGCUCACACAACCUGGCCAAGCUGCUCUACGUGCACAUGCUGGGCUACCCUGCCCAUUUUGGUCAGAUGGAGUGCGUUCGCAUGAUAGCCAGUCCUCGCUACAGUGAGAAACGAGUGGGAUAUCUGGGAGCCAUGAUGCUCCUGGAUGAGAAGCAGGACGCCAGCCUACUCAUCACUAACUCCAUCAAGAAUGACCUUUCUCACAGUAACCAGUAUGUGCAGUCUCUGGCUCUGUGCACGCUGGCCUGUAUGGGCUCAGCUGAGAUGUGCAGGGAUCUGGCACCGGAGAUCGACAGGUUGCUGCAAUCGUCUAACUCCUACAUUAAAAAAAAGGCUGCUUUAUGUGCUGUACACAUUGUAAGAAAAGUCCAGGAUCUGGGAGAGCUCUUCGUUCCCGCUGCUCGUUCCCUCCUCAGCGAGAAGAACCACGGUGUGCUGCACGGCGCCGUGGUGCUCAUCACCCAGCUGUGCGAGCGGAACCCGGAAACGCUGAAACGCUUCAGAAAGACAGUGCCAGAUCUAGUUCAGAUCAUGAAAGGCCUGAUCAUUUCAGGGUAUUCUCCAGAGCAUGACGUGUCGGGAAUUAGUGAUCCUUUCCUGCAGGUCCGCAUCCUGAGGUUGCUGAGAAUCCUCGGUCGCAACAGUGAAUCUGCGAGUGACGCCAUGAACGACCUCUUAGCUCAGGUGGCGACCAACACUGACAGCACCAAGACUGUGGGCAACGCUGUGCUUUACGAGACUGUUCUCACCGUCCUGGACAUCAAGUCAGAGAGCGGCCUCAGAGUUCUGGCCGUUAACAUUCUGGGCAGGUUUCUCUUGAACAGUGACCGAAACAUUCGGUACAUUGCCAUGACUUCCCUUCAGAAGAUCGUUGGAACGGACCACAAUGCAGUGCAGCGCCACCGGGGAACUAUAGUAGACUGCCUGAAGGACCAGGAUGCAUCUGUCAAGCGGCGGGCCUUGGAGCUCUCCUUGGCUCUGGUGUCAGCCUCCAACAUCCGCUCCAUGAUAAAGGAACUCCUCCUCUUCCUUUCCUCCUGUCCUCCUGAGCUCAAGGCUCAAGCUACCAGCGGCAUCUUUAUUGCUGCUGAGAGGUAUGCACCCUCCAAGCGCUGGCACAUAGACACCAUCCUGCAUGUCCUCACUACGGCAGGGGGCGACGUGAGAGAUGAAACCGUACCCAACCUGAUUCAUCUCAUUACCAAUGCCUCAGAGCUGCACUGUUACACUGUCCACAAGCUGUACCGGGCUCUGCUGACUGACAUCUCUCAGCAAUCCCUGGUGCAGGUGGCGUGCUGGUGUAUCGGAGAGUACGGGGACCUGCUGCUGAAAGGAGAGUGCCAGGAAACCGAACCUGUGCAGGUGUCGGAGGACGAUGUCCUGGACGCCUUGGAAACAGUUCUUCAGUCGCACAUGUCGUCCUCAGCGACCAGAGGCUUUGCUCUCACCGCCACCAUGAAACUGAGCACACGUAUCACUGACAACGUGGACCGGAUCCGGAGCAUCGUGAGCAUCUACGGGAGCUGCAUAGACGUGGAGCUCCAACAGAGAGCAGUUGAAUACAAUGCACUCUUCAAAAAAUACGACCACAUGAGGGCAGCGGUGCUAGAGAGGAUGCCUCUGAUUGAGAAAAACAACUCAGGAAAUACCAACGGGGAGGCCACCAGGGAGACCCUCACUGAGACAAACUCCUCCAAAGUUGCACAGGAAGAGCGAGUGCCGCCGCCGCCACAGCAGCCCGCCAAACAGACGUAUGAUCUAUUAGAUUUACUUGGAGGCGCUUCGGAGCCGCUCCAGCAAAGCCCUGCAGCGCAGACCCUCCCCAUCAUCACAUCCAGCUCUGCUGGAGGAGACCUGCUGGAUCUGUUGGGCGGACUGGAGCCCACCCCAGCUCCCGUCACACCGGCUCCCUCAGCGACUGUGUAUGAGAAAGAUGGCGUGACUUUGACACUAAGUUGUGAGCAGCAGUCAGACUCCUCCUUGGCUGUUACGCUCACAGCCACCAACGCCUCCCAGUCAGACAUCAGCGGCUUCACCCUGCAGGCCGCAGUGCCCAAGAGUGUGCAGUUAAACAUGAAUGCCCCCAGCAGGGACUCUCUGCCUGCACAAGGUGCAGCUCAACUGACCCAGUUGGUGAUGCUUAACAACCCAAACAAGGUUAAUCUGAAAAUGAGGAUCCGCAUCUCGUACACCAGGCAAGGAUCGGCCUUUCAGGAUAUGGUUCAGGUCGACUCCCUUCCCGGACUCGGCGCCGCCGGUCACACUUAGAAAGAAAGCGCACCCGGUUUGGGUUUUGAGAUCCCUGCAUCAAGACGUCAUCUGGUCUUUAGCAUGUCUCAAAUUGGAUAGGUGCAAACUCAGAGGAAUAACAGCCUAUGACUUGUCUUUUUGUUUUGUUUUUUAAAGCCAAAACUUAAAAUCACUGUGUGACAAACCCAGAUCACUCCAUCGUGUGCGUGGAAUGAAUCCUUCUCUGCAUGACUCUGUGUGUCUUUCAUGUCAUUUUAGCCUUUUCUCUUUUCAGCUGCAUCAAAUUAGCAUUAUUUCUAACGCUUGUGGUCAUCUGUUUGACCCACUUUUAACUCCUGCACACGUUUGAUUAACGCCCAAAUGGUUCCAGGCUACAAAACGACUCCAUACCAGCAUACCUCCGCCAUCUUGUUUUUCUGUUAACGUCCUACCUUUUUGUUUACCAUUAUAAACACUCCUAUUUUGUCCUCACCCACUACAUUUCUGUGGAUUCUUUAUAUUGACAGUAUGCACAAGAAAUCUGAAGGCAUCUCUGCCAAGUCUGAGAAAUCGGGCUUUGUGAAGAAUGUUUUUUUCUUUUCCACAGAAAACAGUAUGGAGAACCGGAUAUUUUUCUACUCAUCUACAGUAGAAUCUCUGCAUCUUGUUAUAACAGGACACUCAGGAAUUAAAGAGCCUAAUAUAAUAGUAAUACAUUAUUUUAUUCGAUAUAAAAAGCCACUUUUCAAGAUCUCUACUAAGAAAAAAUUUCAAAACUAACCUCAAUGUGUUCUUUUAAAGAAGGUUGUUUUUAAAAGUCUUUAUUUGUUCUUUGAUUUCUGCAUAAAUAUGACUGGAAAUAACUUAUUUUAUUUGGGAAGACAACAUAAAAGGCCAAGAUGCCACAAAAAUAUUGUUUUUUUGGGGGGCUUUAUAAGCCAUUUUGAAGUCAACUUUAGAAGCUUGCUAGAAAAUUCCAGCUUCUUAAAACAUUUUUUUUAAAUGUUCUACUUCUAUUUGACGAUCUUUGAAUUUGAAUGAACUGUGUUGUAAUUUGUCUAAAUUUUGUAUUUUUCAUUUACUUUAAGCAAUCUCCGAUCCGCCGUGUUUUUCUGUUUAAUCCAGACAUCGAUUUACCACAAUCUACUUUUUUCCAUUUGAACACAAAAAAGGUGAGUUUUAAAGUCAUAUUGAUGCAGAAAGGGGACAAAAUAUCACUGAUUUUGACUUUAAAGCACCAUGCUUCUUGUCUAGCUUUAACAUAUUUUCAAUGUAAGGAAAAACAUUUUUUUUAGAGCCAAUAACAAAUGUUUGUGAAGCACUCCCUUUAAACUCCCUGAACUUCUUUGCCUAUUUUUUUUAACUGUCUUUUCACUUCUAAGAGUAGAAAACACAAACAACCCAGCCUGCACUCGUGUAUUUAUCAGUGAAUCCAUUGCACUAUAAUUUAUUUGGUGAAGGAUUUGAAUGGUGAUUGUAUAUGAAGCUUUCAUUUGGAUCAAGCUGGUGUUUGACCUCAUUAGUUUUUUCUUUCCUGUGCCUUUUCUUACUUUAUGAAAAAGAAAUAUUGCCUCCCUGGCCAAAUAAAAAGUCAGCUUGUUUUAACUCUUUGUGCCAUCCUAGGUACUUUAACAUUGGGAGUGGGGUCAACUGGACCCCACAAGAACCUUUUUUCUUCAAUGAUUUGUGAUCUUCACUGGUGUCCAUGGAUUAAAUGAAAUCCUCUCCACCUUUAUCCACGUGUGUCACGGUAGGGAGAACACGUCAAUGUAAAGAUGGGGUCAACUGGACCCCACAAGAACCUUUUUUCUUCAAUGAUUUGUGAUCUUCACUGGUGUCCAUGGAUUAAAUGAAAUCCUCUCCACCUUUAUCCACGUGUGUCACGGUAGGGAGAACACGUCAAUGUAAAGAUGGGGUCAUCUGGACCCCACAAGACAGCACAAGGGUUAAAACUACAGCGUCAUUAUUUUUAUAAUUAUCUUUUAUCCAAACGGGACUCUUAUCUGUGAAAAAGAGAUGUCAUGGUCCUCAAACCACUUUCACUUUUGAACCUGAUCAAACCUGCAAAUCAUGUUUGGACCAUUUGUUGACUAAGCUACACAAACCAGGUUAUUGAUUUUAUUGUAAAAUGUAUGGAAGCACAAGUAGUUACAGAUUUACUGAAUAAAGAUUUUAUGCAAAGCAGUCUUAAGUUGAAGAAGUUUCACAAAUAUGUUCACAAAACCACUUUUACUUUUUUUUUUUUUAGAAACAGGAUACAUGUCAAUCGACCUGACUUUUUUUUGCAUUGACUUCACUACUUUAAUGUAAAGAAAAGACCGGAGAGAAUUUACUGUCAGCUGUUUGGCUUGUCUUUUGAAGAUUCUCUUUUCUAAUAAAGAAAAUACAUCUACAAA
Molecule: messenger RNA, 4894 nt
Organism: Oryzias latipes (Japanese medaka)
Lineage: Eukaryota; Metazoa; Chordata; Actinopteri; Beloniformes; Adrianichthyidae
Gene: ap1g2
Product: adaptor related protein complex 1 subunit gamma 2
Biological process (GO): vesicle-mediated transport; intracellular protein transport
Cellular component (GO): Golgi apparatus; membrane coat; AP-1 adaptor complex
Source: RefSeq, a predicted model, not a curated record